AUGAGCGAAAAGAUCGUGGACGAAACAGAGACUAAAAGUGUCGUCGUGUCUCAGACAGCUGAAAGCGACGAGACUGCCUGGCAGGCAAUCCGAGCCCAGCCAAAAGUCUUUGCGUGGUGCGUGUAUGCCAUUUUCGUGACGUUUCUCAACAGCUUCGACUACAAUGCUGCGGGAUCGGUCAUUUCGAUUCCAGAAUUUCGAAAGGACUUUGGCUAUCUGUAUGAAGGAGAAUGGACUUUGGAGGCAGACUGGCAAUCGGCUUUCUCUGGUGGUGCUUUGGCAACGUCUAUCAUCGCUUCCAUGCUCAUAGGCUCUGUCGCUGACAGAAUCGGACGACGGCCUUCGUUCAUUGGGGCAUUCGCGUUCAUCUUCGCCGCCAUUACCUGCGAAUUUGUCGCCACCUCCAACGCGGUUUUUUGCGUCGGCAAGCUUCUCUCCGGCGUUGGCCUUGGAAUCUGUGCCACCAUCACCAUGACUUACGUCGGUGAAAUUGCGCCUUUUCGGUUGCGAGGCAUGCUCACAGCUGCGUGUGCCGUGGCCUUCAACGUUGCACCGCUUAUCUCCAGCGUGAUCAUCAAAGGUACGGGCAAUUAUACGAAUCGAUGGGCCUAUCGAGCUGUUUUCACGGCCCAGUACGGCUUCACCGGAAUCGGGUUCUUGCUGGUCCCAUUUAUCCCUGAAUCGCCAUGGUAUUACAUGAAUCUGGGCAAGACCGAACACGCAAGGAAAACUCUGGCCCGGCUGGGGUAUUCUCCUGCGGAUACUGAGAAGAAGAUCUCCGAUUUGGCUGUCUCGAUUGAAGAAAGUCGAAGACUGGCCGAUGGAGCAACCUAUUUUGAAUGUCUUCGAAAGACGAAUCUGCUCCGAACCCUCUCUGCAGCGGCCCCAAUGAUCUUUCAAUCUCUGUGUGGAAUCCUUUUCGUCAAUGGCUACCUCACUUACUACGCCGAACUCUCGGGCUUCUCGACCAGUCUAAGCUACGACAUCAGCAUUAUCUACGCCGUCCUCUCCAUCCUGGGCAACUUCAUUGCUAUCGGUUGUAUCGACAAGGUUGGACGUCGGAACUUGACAGUCUACGGCAUCAUGUCUUUAACCGCUCUGCUCUUCGUCACUGGAGGCAUUGCCUGCAUCGGAAGCGUCCCGGCUAUCAAAGCCACGGUCAUUCUUUUCCUCGUGUAUAGUCUGAUUUACAAUGCAAGCCUUGGUACAACCGGCUACGCGGUCCUGACAGAACUUCCAACCGCUCGCCUCCGUUCCAAGACAGUGUCACUUGGAUUUUCAUUCCAGUAUUGUCUCUAUACCAUGUGGGCCUUUGUCCUUCCAUAUCUAUUCAACCCGAACGAGGCAAACCUGAAGGCCAAGGUCGCGUUCAUCUUUGGUGCUUUCUCUCUUCUUGGAUGCAUCUGGACUUGGUUUUUCCUGCCUGAGAUCGCAGGUCGGACGUAUUACGACAUCGACCAAAUGUAUCACCUGAAAGUCUCUCCGAGAGCUUUCAAGUCCUACGAGUUCGAGCCAGAAGGCCAACCUGUCUCUCCAUAA
Talaromyces atroroseus is the source of this 1539-nucleotide messenger RNA. RefSeq lists its product as hypothetical. The transcript is spliced from 3 exons. Gene Ontology annotation, molecular function: carbohydrate:proton symporter activity. Gene Ontology annotation, biological process: transmembrane transport; carbohydrate transport. NCBI's taxonomy places the organism in Eukaryota, Fungi, Ascomycota, Eurotiomycetes, Eurotiales, Trichocomaceae. Gene Ontology annotation, cellular component: membrane. The coding region runs from base 1 to 1539 and encodes 512 amino acids. The record is from RefSeq and is a predicted model, not a curated record.